Pogona vitticeps (central bearded dragon) is the source of this 8459-nucleotide messenger RNA. NCBI's taxonomy places the organism in Eukaryota, Metazoa, Chordata, Lepidosauria, Squamata, Agamidae. The record is from RefSeq and is a predicted model, not a curated record.
GAAGGGCAUCUGCAAACAAAAAUGAUCAAUGCUGGCUUGCGCUAUGGAUAUGAAUAUCUUGGCAAUACCCCAAGAUUGGUUAUUACCCCUCUUACUGAUAGAUGCUACAGAACACUCUUUGGUGCACUCCACCUUCAUCUUGGCGGGGCCCCAGAAGGUCCCGCUGGAACGGGGAAAACGGAAACGACAAAGGACUUAGCAAAGGCGGUCGCCAAGCAGUGUGUGGUUUUCAAUUGUUCUGACGGACUGGAUUAUCUCGCACUGGGAAAGUUCUUUAAGGGUUUGCUGUCUUGUGGAGCUUGGGCCUGCUUUGAUGAAUUUAAUAGAAUUGACUUGGAAGUACUUUCUGUUGUUGCUCAGCAAAUUCUUACUAUCCAGAGAGGUAUCAAUGCUGGCUCCGAUAUACUCAUAUUUGAAGGGACUGAGCUUAAACUUAACCCAACAUGCGCUGUCUUUAUAACUAUGAAUCCUGGCUAUGCAGGACGCUCAGAGCUUCCUGACAAUCUGAAGGCCCUGUUUCGGACGGUGGCUAUGAUGGUCCCCGAUUAUGCCAUGAUUGCAGAAAUUGUCCUGUACUCCUGUGGAUUUGUUACUGCCCGACCUCUGUCUGUGAAAAUUGUGGCUACCUAUCGCCUGUGUUCAGAGCAGCUGUCUUCCCAGCACCACUAUGAUUAUGGGAUGAGAGCUGUGAAGUCAGUGCUCACUGCAGCUGGGAAUCUGAAGCUGAAAUAUCCAGAAGAAAAUGAAGAAAUCUUGCUACUUAGAUCCAUCAUAGAUGUAAAUUUACCUAAGUUUUUAUCUCAUGACCUACCACUUUUUGAGGGCAUUACUUCGGAUUUGUUUCCUGGGGUGAAGCUGCCGAAGCCAGAUUACAACGACAUCCUAGAAGCCAUCAAGAUAAACUGCGAUGAAAUGAAUUUACAAAUGACUAAAUUCUUUUCAGAGAAAAUCUUACAGAUAUUCGAAAUGAUGAUUGUGCGUCAUGGCUUUAUGAUAGUUGGAGAGCCUUUUGGAGGAAAAACGUCUGCCUAUCGAGUUUUGGCCGCUGCGCUGGGUGACCUGUGUGAAAAAGGGCUGAUGGAGGAAAACAAGGUGCAGAUCACAGUCAUCAACCCCAAAGCUAUAACUAUGGGUCAGCUUUAUGGACAAUUUGAUCCUGUCUCCCAUGAGUGGUCUGAUGGCAUCCUGGCUGUGAGCUUUAGGGCAUUUGCUUCUUCAGCUACGCCUGAUCGGAAGUGGCUGAUUUUUGAUGGCCCAGUGGAUGCAGUGUGGAUUGAGAAUAUGAAUACUGUGCUGGACGAUAACAAGAAACUUUGCUUGAUGAGUGGUGAGAUCAUCCAGAUGUCACCACAAAUGAGCCUGAUUUUCGAACCAAUGGACUUGGAAGUUGCUUCUCCUGCUACUGUCUCUAGAUGUGGCAUGGUUUACAUGGAACCUCAUAUGUUAGGCUGGAGACCCCUGAUGGUGUCUUGGUUAAAUCUUAUGCCACCCACUGUCACCACCAUGCAUAAAGAAUUUAUAACAAGCUUGUUUGACAGAAUAAUCCCACUUUCUGUUGAGUUUGUUAGAAAAUGUACAAAGGAACUGUCUCCUACGACUGACACAAACUUGGUUCGGUCUUUAAUGAAUCUCAUGGACUGUAUGAUGGACGAGUUUCACAAUGAAGGAAAACUUAAAACUGUGACCGACCGUGAAAUAUUUUCUUGGCUUGAGAGCACAUUUGUGUUUGCGCUCACCUGGUCUGUUGGAGCCAGCUGUAUAGAGGCUGACCGACUGAAAUUCGACAAGAUUGUCCGAGAACUGCUUGAGGGGCCCAUGAGCGAUGAGACAAGAGAAAAAUAUAAAUUAUUGAGUGGUCAUGAGCACUUACGUGCAAAAAUCCUGACUGUCCCAUAUCCAGAAGAUGGAACAAUUUAUGACUACCGGUUUGUCAAAGAUGGUGCAGGAAGGUGGGAGCCGUGGGUGGAAGCACUUCAGACGGCGCCACCCAUCCCAAAAGAUAUGUCAUUCAACGAAAUAAUUGUGCCCACUCUUGAUACCAUUCGAUACUUCUCCUUAAUGGAUUUGCUGACCACGCAUCAAAAACCUUCCAUAUUUGUUGGGCCAACAGGAACUGGCAAGAGCGUAUAUAUUAUAGAUUUUCUCUUACACCGCUUAAAUAGGGAAAUCUACAAACCGUUGCUCAUUAACUUCUCAGCGCAGACCACAGCAGCUCAGACGCAGAACAUCAUUAUGUCAAAGCUUGAUAAAAGGAGAAAAGGCGUCUUCGGUCCCCCUUUAGGGAAGAAAAUGGUUGUAUUUGUGGAUGAUGUCAAUAUGCCAGCGAGAGAGGUCUAUGGUGCUCAGCCUCCAGUUGAGCUGCUUCGCCAGUGGUUAGACCAUUGGAACUGGUAUGACCUGAAAGACUGCUCUAUGAUUAAACUUGUGGAUAUUCAAAUCAUGUGUGCCAUGGGGCCACCAGGUGGAGGCCGAAACCCAAUCACACCCCGAUAUCUACGACACUUCAAUACAAUCACUAUUAAUGAAUUUGACGAUGCUUCAAUGUAUACAAUUUUCUCAAGAAUCUUAGACUGGCAUCUUUCUAUAUGUUCACUAGUGCUUAGGGUAUAUUAUGACCGCUUGGUGGAUCAGGCAGAUCGAUCUUGGCUUAUUGGAUGCAUACAACAAGUGGUGAAAAACCACUUCGAAGAAGAGUUUGAUGAACUGUUCCAGAGGCUGGACUUCAAUUAUGAUGGCAAGGUGGAGGAGGACGAUUUGCGAAGUCUGAUGUUCUGUGAUUUUCAUGAUCCGAAAAGGGAGGACACAAACUACAGGGAAGUCAUGGAUGUCGACCAUUUGAGAGUUGUUGUAGAGAGCCAUCUGGAGGAAUACAACAAUAUGAGCAAGAAACCCAUGCAGUUGGUGUUGUUCCGAUUUGCCAUAGAACAUGUUUGUAGAAUUUCGCGGAUUCUGAAGCAGCCUCGUAGCCACGCCCUCCUGGUGGGGGUUGGAGGCAGCGGCCGACAGUCCCUCACCCGUUUAGCUGCACACAUGGCAGAUUAUACACCCUUUCAAGUUGAAAUUUCAAAGAGUUAUGGGACUAAUGAGUGGCACGAAGAUCUAAAAGUCAUCCUGAGGAGAUCUACUGAAGGUGAAAUGCAAGGAGUUUUCUUAUUCACUGAUACUCAGAUAAAAAGGGAGUCGUUUUUAGAAGAUAUCAACAACUUGUUAAACGCUGGAGAAGUACCAAACCUUUUUGCGGUCGAUGAAAAGCAAGAGAUUUGUGAAAAGAUGCGGCAAAUUGAUCGCCAGCGGGAUAGAACCAAGCAAACAGAUGGUAGUCCCAUUGCUCUUUUCAACAUGUUCAUUGAUCGCUGCCGAGAUCAGCUCCAUAUAGUGUUGGCCAUGAGUCCCAUUGGAGAUGCUUUUCGUAAUCGUCUUCGGAGGUUUCCUGCUCUUGUUAAUUGCUGUACUAUUGACUGGUUUCAGUCAUGGCCUUCAGACGCAUUACAAGCUGUGGCCACUCGCUCCUUGGAAGAUAUUGAAAUGUCCGAGGAAACACGGCAUGGGUGCAUUGAUCUGUGUCAAAAAUUUCAUAUGACCACCAUUAGCUUGUCUGAACAGUUCUAUAAUGAGCUCCAAAGGCACAACUAUGUAACACCUACUUCAUACCUAGAGCUGAUUUCCACAUUCAAAUCCCUUCUGGAAAAGAACAGAACUCAGGUGAUGAAAAUGAAAAAAAGAUACGAAGUUGGCUUGGAGAAGCUGGAUUCGGCUGCAGCACAGGUGGCCACAAUGCAGGUGGAGCUGGAAGCCUUGCAGCCCCAGCUGAGGGUGGCCAGCAAGCAAGUGGACGAGAUGAUGCUCGUGAUUGAGAAAGAGUCCUUAGAAGUGGCGAAAACAGAGAAAAUAGUGAAAGCGGACGAAGCUGUGGCCAAUGAGCAAGCAAUGGCUGCUAAAGCCAUCAAAGAUGAAUGCGAUGCUGAUCUGGCGGAAGCCUUGCCAAUCCUGGAAAGUGCGCUGGCUGCUCUUGACACCCUGACGGCACAGGAUAUCACUGUUGUGAAGUCUAUGAAAAGUCCUCCUGCUGGAGUGAAGCUUGUUAUGGAGACCAUUUGUAUCUUGAAAGGCAUCAAGGCAGAUAAAAUUCCAGAUCCAACAGGCACAGGAAAAAAGAUCGAAGAUUUCUGGGGUCCGGCUAAGAAACUCCUAGGGGACAUGAGGUUUCUGCAGUCCCUUCAUGAGUAUGACAAGGACAACAUCCCCCCAGCUUACAUGAGCAUCAUCAGAAAGCAGUACAUCACUAAUCCUGAGUUUGUUCCUGAGAAGAUCCGGAAUGCUUCUACGGCUGCAGAAGGAUUGUGCAAAUGGGUCAUUGCCAUGGAUUCUUAUGAUAGAGUGGCAAAAGUUGUUGCCCCUAAGAAGAUAAAGUUAAAUGCAGCUGAAGCAGAAGGGGACGUGGUGGCGCUAGUGGCAAAAGUUGUUGCCCCUAAGAAGAUAAAGUUAAAUGCAGCUGAAGCAGAACUGAAAGUUGCUAUGGAUGGUCUGAGAAAGAAACAAGCAGCCUUAAAGGAAGUUCAGGACAAGCUAGCUAAAUUGCAACAGACGCUAGAACAAAAGAAGCAGGAAAAAGCAGACCUAGAGAACCAGGUUGAUCUGUGCAGCAAAAAGUUGGACCGAGCAGAGAAAUUACUCGGUGGCCUUGGAGGCGAGAAAACCCGCUGGAGCCAGACGGCAUUGGAGCUCGGGAAGCAGUAUGUCAACCUGACAGGCGAUAUCCUCAUUUCGUCAGGCAUUGUAGCUUAUUUGGGAGCUUUUACAUCCAGCUACCGCCAGAAUCAAGCACGGGACUGGAUCUUGACACUGAAAGCAAGAGGCAUCCCCUGCUCGGAUGAUUUUUCUCUGACUACUACUUUAGGAGAACCAGUGAAAAUCAGAGCCUGGAACAUUUCUGGUUUACCUUCUGAUUCAUUUUCCAUUGAUAAUGGCAUCAUUAUCUCCAAUGCAAGAAGAUGGCCUCUGAUGAUAGAUCCUCAAGGUCAAGCAAACAAAUGGGUGAAGCACAUGGAAAAGGCAAACAGCUUGCAUGUCAUCAAACUCAGUGAUUCUGAAUUUGUGCGAACGCUGGAGAAUUGUGUCCAGUUUGGUACACCUGUGCUCUUGGAAAAUGUUGGCGAAGAGCUGGACCCUAUUCUUGAGCCGCUUCUGCUGAAGCAAACAUUCAAGCAGGCUGGCAGUAUCUGCAUCCGCCUGGGAGAUUCCACCAUUGAAUAUGCCCCAGACUUCCGCUUUUAUAUUACGACCAAGCUGAGAAACCCACACUACCUGCCAGAAACAUCUGUCAAAGUGACAUUAUUGAACUUCAUGAUAACACCCGAGGGGAUGCAAGAUCAGCUUCUUGGAAUAGUUGUCGCACGAGAGAGACCAGACCUUGAAGAAGAAAAGCAAGCGCUGAUUUUGCAAGGGGCUGAAAACAAAAGACAGCUAAAAGAAAUAGAGGACAAAAUUUUAGAAGUGCUUUCAUCUUCCGAAGGAAACAUUUUAGAGGAUGAGACAGCCAUCAAGAUAUUGUCUUCAUCUAAGGCAUUGGCUAAUGAAAUUUCAGAAAAGCAGGCUGUUGCAGAAGAAACAGAAAAGAAGAUAGAUGCCACUCGAAUGGGCUACCGCCCCAUUGCUGUCCAUUCCUCGAUUCUGUUCUUUUCCAUUGCGGAUCUGGCCAAUAUUGAACCCAUGUACCAGUAUUCCCUCACAUGGUUCAUCAACCUUUUUAUCAUGUCCAUAGAUAACUCUGAGAAGUCCGAGGUACUACAGGACAGACUGAGGAUUCUCAAAGAUCACUUUACCUACUCUCUCUAUGUGAAUAUCUGCCGCUCCCUCUUUGAAAAAGACAAGCUGCUCUUUUCCUUCUGCCUGAACGUAAACCUUCUGAAGCAUGAUAAAUUGAUCGAUGAAGCCGAGUGGAAGUUUCUGCUCACGGGAGGCAUAGGCCUGGACAAUCCUUACUCUAAUCCCUGCCCCUGGCUUCCCCCAAAAUCGUGGGAUGAAAUCUGUCGCUUGGACGAUUUGCAUGCCUUCAAAGGUAUUCGGAAGGGAUUUAUCAACUUGAAAGAAGGAUGGAAAUCCGUCUAUGAUAGUUUGGAGCCUCACCACGAGCCGUUUCCUGAUGUGUGGCAAGAGAAAGUGGGGGAAUUCCAAAGGAUGCUCAUCAUUCGUUGUCUAAGGCCUGACAAAAUUAUUCCGAUGGUACAGGAGUUUAUAAUUGGCAACUUGGGGCGUAUGUUUAUCGAACCACCUCCUUUUGACUUAUCGAAAGCCUUUGGUGAUAGUCACUGCUGUGCGCCACUGAUUUUUGUGUUGUCUCCUGGUGCUGAUCCGAUGGCGGCUCUUCUCAAGUUUGCUGAUGACCAGGGCUUUGGUGCGAUGAAGCUGAGUUCCUUGUCGCUGGGCCAAGGUCAAGGCCCCAUUGCCAUGCGCAUGAUUGAGAAGGCCGUGAAAGAUGGCAGUUGGGUAGUUCUGCAGAACUGUCACCUAGCAACCUCCUGGAUGCCGAUGCUGGAAAAAGUCUGUGAGGAACUAAAUCCAGACACAACGCAUCCCGAUUUCCGCUUGUGGCUCACAAGCUACCCAUCCCCCAAUUUCCCAGUUUCGGUGCUCCAGAAUGGUGUGAAGAUGACCAACGAGGCCCCCAAAGGCUUACGGGCAAAUGUGAUCCGUUCGUAUCUGAUGGACCCCAUCUCCGACCCUGACUUUUUUAACAGCUGCAAGAAGCCUGCUGAAUUCAAGAAGCUGCUGUACGGCCUCUGCUUCUUUCAUGCAUUAGUACAAGAGAGGCGGAAAUUUGGGCCGCUGGGUUGGAAUAUUCCCUACGAAUUCAAUGAGACUGACCUGCGGAUCAGCGUGCAGCAGCUGAAUAUGUUCCUGAACCAAUAUGAGGAGCUGCCAUUCGAUGCAAUCCGCUACAUGACGGGUGAAUGUAAUUAUGGAGGCCGAGUCACUGACGACUGGGACCGGCGCACUCUGCGUAGCAUUUUGAACAAGUUCUAUAAUCCCAUCAUCAUUACAGACCCUGAGUACAAAUUUGAUGCAAGCGGCCUUUAUUACGCCCCUCCUGAAGGAGAGUAUCAAAGCUACAUUGAAUACACAAAAACACUUCCUUUAAAUCCUGCCCCGGAGAUCUUUGGGAUGAACGCCAAUGCUGAUAUCACCAAGGAUCAAUCUGAAACGCAGUUGCUGUUUGAUAAUAUUCUUCUUACACAGUCCCGUGCUUCAGGGGCUGGUGCCAAAUCGUCAGAUGAAGUUGUCCGCGAGGUGGCGAGCGACAUCCAGAGCAAGCUUCCCAAGGACUUCCACAUUGAAGCUGCCAUGAGGAGGUACCCCACGACCUACACCCAGAGCAUGAACACCGUGCUCGUCCAGGAGAUGGGGCGAUUUAACAAACUCCUGCAAACCAUUCGAGACUCCUGUAUCAACAUUCAGAAAGCAAUCAAGGGGCUCGUUGUGAUGUCUGCAGAACUGGAAGAGGUGGUGAACAGCAUUUUGAAGGGCAAAAUCCCAGGCAUGUGGAUGAGUAAGUCUUAUCCCAGCCUCAAACCUCUCGGCAGCUACGUGAAUGAUUUCCUUACAAGGCUGAAGUUCUUACAGACAUGGUAUGAGAACGGCACCCCACCUACAUUCUGGCUUUCAGGUUUUUUUUUCACGCAAGCCUUCUUAACUGGUGCCCAGCAAAACUUUGCCAGGAAGUACACCAUUCCAAUAGAUCUGCUAGGAUUUGACUAUGAAGUUCUGGAAGACAAGGAAUACAAGCACGCUCCCGAAGAUGGAGUCUUCAUUCAUGGAUUGUUCCUGGAUGGAGCUCGUUGGAACAGGAAGACGAAGAAACUAGGAGAAUCCUACCCCAAAAUCCUUUAUGAUAAUAUGCCAGUGAUGUGGCUGAAGCCUUGCAGAAAAUCGGACAUUCCUGAGAGACCUAGUUACUUGGCUCCAGUGUACAAGACCAGUGAGCGACGAGGCACUCUCUCCACCACAGGCCACUCCACUAAUUUUGUGAUUGCCAUGAUUCUUCCAUCAGAUAAGCCAGAAGAGCACUGGAUUGGACGAGGGGUGGCCCUUCUCUGUCAGCUUAACUCGUAACUCCAGGAAUGACGUGGCAACCUCAGACCUCAAAUCCUAUCCGUGUCAUGGGUCCCAUUUUCAAAUGCUAGUUUCUUAAGAAAUUCAAAUUCUGGGAGCUUUCAAAUACAUACAGUUUGUAUGUUAUGAAUCUGUAAAUAAAUUAGGUAAAUUAAAGUGGGGGAGGGGGAAACUUUGUUAAAAUCCCUGGAAAAAACAGUCAGCAUGUUCAUUUUUCCCCAUAAUUUUAUUUUCUUGCGUUCCUCAUGAAUAAGGAACAUACAUAAACACAUCACUGUUGACAAUGAACAAAAAAACGCAUUAUCAUUUCCAGCUUUUUUCUUUUAAAAAUGGAUCCUGUUAUAAACAAA